CCAAUAGGUAGCACAAAAAUACGAAAAACUAUAUACUAAAGUCGCGUUCAAGCAACCACGUUUUAACGCUCGUUUCUACUCGGCUGUGGGUUGAAUUUCCCGUUUCGUCUGCUGGAUUUAUUUAAAUAGUACCCAAGUAAUCAAGCGCAGGCAAGUGCCCAAAGCAAGUACCAUUUUGCCAAAAAAGCUCCGCUUUGCUGUUUCCUCUGGUCGCUUGGAAGUGCUGAAAUGACGUCAAGGCUUUCGUUCAGAAUAGUCUAGUGGGUUAUUGGUUUCUUCAGUUCUUCAACAUUCUCUAGAUUCAAGACGGCUGUCUUGUCAGUCGUGCUCGUGAACAUGGCGAGAGUUGGGUACUCGCUGUGCGGUUCUUUUUGUUUGUGCGUUUGUGUUUUAGUGCUUGUUGGGAUUUGCCAGGCUCAUAAAGCGGAUCAUGAUAGAUAUAGAUAUGACACCGAACCGAUGCAUCACAGGACAGAACAUUCAAUAUUUAUCGAACUGCUCGAAAACGACGAAUUGCAUAAACAGCAAAAGAGAGAUGUGGAAAGUCGAGUGGCCUCCAGCCUGCCCAUAUCUGGGAAUAUAACCGAGAGGGUAAUACCUUUGUAUCGUCCGAGCCAAUGGAGAUGGAGGCGUGGGGAAGCCAGAUAUACAGCAGCUACCAUUCACAUGUGAUAACAAUCAUCCCCUAAACUAGAUAAGAAUACCUCAAAUCGUUCAUUAAUUAAAUCGUAAGAUAUUCGUUUAAGGAUAAAUGAGCAGGGAAUCAAUUUUAAAUUAACACUUUGGAUUUUAUGCGAUGUUUUCUGGUGUUGCCUCAGGAAUUCAACUGACAAACUAUGUGCGUAACAUUGAAGAUUUUAGGAUGUUUAAAAUUUGAACCAAGCCAAUGAAGGUUUUUAAGAGAGUCUGUAUGUAUUUUGGUAUUAAUACCAGUCCAGUUACCACGCAUUUGUAAAGAAUGCCUCUAGGACACAAGAGCGGCUACAAGAGCAGUUCUUAUAUUAAAAAACAUAUUUUUGCUUUUUUCACAGGACAGAAAAAAUGUAAGAUUUUAAUAAUUAUUUACUUUUUACUCGAGAAAACCACAUCUUAAAAAGAUCAGUUUAAAAGUCUGAAAUAAUAUAUUUUUAGAUUAUGUACACUGUGAUAAGUAUUUUUAUAUUGCGUCCAAAAUUCAAAGACAUUUUAACUGCCUGUUAGAAAUACGUGCAAUGAUGUCCAUUGCAAUCUAGAAUCCGUGUAAUUAUUACAUUGUUUAAUAUUUACCAAAUAGUUUAGUGUACUUCGUGUAUAUGAUUAGCAGCUUUUCGUGCGAAACUAAACUAGUUUCAAUUAUACGUAAUGUUCAGUUUAUAGUUGUGAACUUUGGGUUGUAAAAUUGCACAGGCAAUAUUUUGUUAAUGUGCCUCACACUGCUAGGCGAGUGGUGUAAUCAAAUUUGCGUAUAUUUUUAUGUUAAUGUUAGUAAGGAACUUUGUGACAUAGUUAGUUUUUAAUAUUGUCAAUUUAAGCAAUAAGCGAGCAGCUAAUCAUCGAUUUCUUAACAAUAAGUAAACCGAUUUUUACAGUUA
Dendroctonus ponderosae (mountain pine beetle) is the source of this 1571-nucleotide messenger RNA. Its product is annotated as plexin domain-containing protein 2. Lineage: Eukaryota; Metazoa; Arthropoda; Insecta; Coleoptera; Curculionidae. The record is from RefSeq and is a predicted model, not a curated record.